GGACUACACUAUCACAUGCUCGAUCAAACCAGAUUCCACUCAGCUCCCGUCGCUGGUUUUUCCUUGAUGUGCUGCAAAGUAAACUGAUGAAUUCUUGACUUUAUUCGAAAUCAACAGCUGGGUUCGGUUUUUGGAUCCGAUGAAAUUCGCGGGCUGUGAUUGAAUCUGUUCAUCGUGGUGUGCGUAUGUGGAUUUUUUUCCGUAUGAGUUUUUUGUGGUUGAGCUAGGUUUUAUGAUAGUGAUGGCUUUGCAAGGGGGGAGUAAUCCGUUGGAUUCAUUUUUUCACUCUGUUCAUGUCGUGGUUAGCUAUCCACUUGAGUCGAAUUUCAGGAAAUUUGCCAUGGAUUUCAAGAAUUGCUUUGAUGGGGUCUUGAAAAAUGGUGAUUUUGAGCAGUUGAAUGUGAAGAAUAAGAAGAAGAAGAAAAGGAGGAGUGGUCAAGAUGCAGUCUUUUAUGAUGAAGAUGGCGAAAAGGGGAGCUUUCGAGUCAGUGCAGUUCUUGGAAAUUAUUAUACUGAAAAACGUGGGAACAAUGAGCAUGAUAAUUUUAGCUUUUUCCAUGAUUGGGCAGGCAAAUUAGAUAGUUUAUGCAACAAUGGUGAAAUUAGGCCAAAGGGUUUGUCGAUUGAACACCUGAAAAGGUUGAUCUUUGAUCAACUGGGUCGUUUUCCAAUGUUCAAAGUGGGUGUUCAAGCUCAUGAGUUUAAGGACACUUGUUAUGACGGCUCGAUCUCGCUUGAUAACCAGUUUGAGCAGACACUGUGUAGCGGUUUAUGGGACAAGGAAGAUGUUUUUGGUGGGUUCUUAACGAAUUUGAAGUUUGCAAAAGUUGGAGGUGUUCAAUCGAGUGCAGUUGAACAUGUGCCUUCUGUAAAGGAAAUUGGGGAAGAAGAAAGUUCUGUUGAUGAGGAGAAUGUUCGAGAAAAUGUGCUUCAAAAGAUGGCGAAAGGGAUGCUUAAUGUUCCUCUAUCCGAUUUCUUGAAAUACACUGAAGCUGAAGGCUGUGCUAUUCAAGGGCACAAUGAAUCAAGCAAAAGAUUCUUCCAGGAGCUGGACAGAGAUGUUGAUGGGAAAGUUACUCUGGAAGAUCUUGAAAUUGCUAUGGAAAAGAGAAAGUUGCCGAAGAGAUACGCUCAUGAUUUCUUACGGCGUACUAGGAGUCACUUGUUCUCUAAAUCUUUUGGCUGGAAAAAUUUCUUAUCUCUGUUGGAAAAGAAAGAGCCAAUCAUUCGUCGAGCUUACACGAGAUUGUAUUCAGGUGAGUGUAGUAAGCAAGAGAAAAAUGAAUUAUUGGCAUUAUUAGAAAAUGCAGGAUAUCCAGCCAGUGAAGAUAAUGGUGUUGCUAUAUCUUAUGGGCAAUUCCACAACUUUAUGCUUUUGCUCCCAUCUGAUCAAAUUCGAGAUGGCUCACGGAGCCUAAAGUCUUCUGUUGAAAUUCCUCGUGGCAGUGUUUUGAAAUCGGCAUUGGCCGGAGGGCUUUCUUGUGCAUUAUCCGCAUCUAUAAUGCACCCUGUUGACACAAUUAAGCUUCCUCAGUAUGGAGUCCAUGCAUUAUACAGAGGUUCCAUUCCAGCUAUCGUUGGGCAGUUUUCAAGCCACGGCUUAAGGACUGGAAUUUGUGAAGCAAGCAAGCUCGUGCUAAUCAAUGUUGCACCUGGACUUCCAUUAAUGCAGGUAGAAUCCAUGUCAUCGUUUUGCGGUACUUUUUUGGGGACGGCAAUGCGAAUUCCAUGCGAAGUACUUAAGCAAAGAUUGCAAGCCGGUUUAUUCGAAAAUGUGGGCCAAGCUAUUGCCGGGACAUGGCGGCAAGAUGGUGUCGGGGGCUUUUUCCGUGGCACUGCCGCCACUCUCUGCCGGGAGAUACCUUUCUACGUAGCUGGGAUGGGCCUAUAUGCCGAGUCCAAGAAGGUUGUCCAGCGGCUCAUAGGUCGGGAGCUGCAACCUUGGGAAACGGUGGCUGUUGGGGCUCUGUCGGGAGGCCUAACUGCCGUCUUAACAACUCCAAUCGACGUUAUAAAAACGAGGAUGAUGAUUGCCAGUCAAGGGCAAACGGGAAAAGUAUCGUUUAUAGUGAUCUCGAUUUUGCGCCAAGAAGGGCCACUCGGGCUUUUCAAAGGGGCCGUGCCCCGGUUCUUCUGGGUCGCGCCACUUGGCGCCAUGAACUUUUCCGGUUACGAGCUUCUGAGGAAGGCCAUGGGUUGAACCGGCUUUUCGCAUACUGCAUGCGUGAAUAAUUUGCAAGUGUGCCCCUGAAGUUUGAUGAAAUUACGAAAAAGUUGCCUCUUUUGAUUUUUUUUUUCCUUGAAAACUUGUACAUUUAUUGCAUAUUGCAAGUGUGAAGAUGUGUUUGUAAUAAGGAUGAUGGAUAUAUCUUUUUGUAUGAUUCACAUGUUUAUGUGAAUUUCCAACAUUAUUUUUUGUCAUUUCACAUGAAAACCAAUGUGCUACAUGUACAUUUUUCAACUUCUCA
Messenger RNA from Striga asiatica, 2468 nucleotides. The record is from the annotation of a GenBank genome assembly. Lineage: Eukaryota; Viridiplantae; Streptophyta; Magnoliopsida; Lamiales; Orobanchaceae.